Molecule: messenger RNA, 2550 nt
Organism: Gavialis gangeticus (Gharial)
Lineage: Eukaryota; Metazoa; Chordata; Crocodylia; Gavialidae
Gene: ABCD4
Product: ATP binding cassette subfamily D member 4
Exons: 19
Coding region: 32-1909 (625 amino acids)
Biological process (GO): very long-chain fatty acid catabolic process; fatty acid beta-oxidation; long-chain fatty acid import into peroxisome
Cellular component (GO): peroxisomal membrane
Molecular function (GO): ATP binding; ABC-type transporter activity; ATP hydrolysis activity
Source: RefSeq, a predicted model, not a curated record
UGCUGCGGGCUGAGGACGGCGGGACACGCUCAUGGCCGACGGGCGGGCGGUGCCGCGGUGUGGCGGGGGCCGACCUCAGUCCCGGCCCCAGCUGGAUCUGAAGUUCUUGCAACGUUUUUUGAGGAUUCAGGCCAUCUUGUUUCCAAAAUGGUCUUCCCAGAAUGUGCUGAUGUUUCUGACCCUGUUGUGUAUUACCUUGUUGGAACAGUUGGUCAUUUACCAAGUGGGACUGAUCCCCAGCCAGUACUAUGGCGUCCUGGGAAACAAGGACUUGUAUGGAUUCAAAACUCUGACUGUGAUUGCUCUGCUUCUCAUUGUAGUCAACUCCACGCUGAAAAGCUUUGACCAGUUUAUCAGUAACCUGAUGUAUGUGAGCUGGAGGAAGACUCUCACUGAGGACCUUCACUGCCAAUAUUUUGAGGGACAGGUGUAUUAUACUCUAAAUGUGCUGCACGAGGACAUCGAUAACCCAGACCAGCGAAUCAGCCAGGAUGUGGAGAGGUUCUGCAGACAGCUCAGCUCCAUGGCCAGCAAACUCAUCAUCUCUCCCUUCACACUAGCCUACUACACCUAUCAGUGCUUUCACAGCACCGGCUGGCUGGGCCCAGUGAGUAUCUUUGGGUAUUUUGUCAUUGGGACGGUUGUUAACAAGAUGCUGAUGAGCCCCAUUGUUUCAAAAUUGGUGCAACAGGAGAAGCUGGAGGGGGAUUUCAGGUUCAAGCACAUGCAGAUUCGUGUCAAUGCAGAACCAGCAGCUUUUUACAGAGCUGGGCGGGUGGAGCACGUGCGCACAGACCGCAGGCUACAGAGCCUCCUGCAGACACAGAGGGAGCUGAUGGGCAAGGAGCUGUGCUUGUACAUUGGGAUCAACACCUUUGACUAUCUGGGCAGCAUCCUGAGCUACGUGGUGAUUGCCAUUCCUAUCUUCAGUGGUGUAUAUGGAGACCUGACUCCAACAGAACUGAGCAGCCUGGUCAGCAAGAACGCCUUUGUUUCCAUCUACCUCAUCAGCUGCUUCAGCCAGCUCAUUGAUCUCUCCACCACUGUGUCUGAUGUGGCUGGCUACACGCACAGGAUUGGGGAGCUGCAGGAGACCCUGCUGAAUCUCUCUAGGAAAUGGAAGGAUCACUGUUUGGAAGCCAAAAGCAGCUGGGACUUGGUCAAGUGGGGCUUGGACAGCAGCAGAUCUGAAGAGGAGAUGGUGCCAGAAGAUACAGCUUUCCUCCUGGAGAGGGUUACGCUUGCAGUCCCAUCCUCAGGCAGGCUGCUCAUCAAAGACCUCAACUUAAGGAUCUCGCAAGGGAACAACCUGCUGAUCGUGGGGAACACUGGCACAGGGAAGACGUCUCUCCUCAGGGUCCUUAGUGGCCUUUGGGAAAGCACUCAGGGGAGUGUCUCCAUGUUGACAUGCUUCGGCCCCCACGGUGUGGUGUUCCUGCCGCAGAGGCCUUUCUUCACUGAUGGAACCCUGAGGGAGCAGGUGAUUUAUCCUUUGAAGGAGAUUUAUCCACUUUCAGGGUCUGCAGAUGAUGAGAGAAUCCUGAGGUUCCUGGAGCUGGCUGGGCUGUCUGACUUACUAGCAAGGACAGGAGGUCUGGACCAGCAGGUGGAUUGGAACUGGUAUGAUAUCCUGUCCCCAGGGGAGAUGCAGAGACUCUCAUUCACCCGACUCUUCUAUCUCCAGCCCAGAUAUGCAGUGUUGGAUGAAGCCACCAGUGCCCUGACAGAAGAGGUGGAGCAUGAGCUGUACCGUACAUGCAUUCGUUUGGGCAUGACCCUGAUCAGUGUGGGACAUCGCACCAGCCUGGAAAAGUUUCACAGCUGGAUCUUGAGACUCUGCGGAGGAGGAAGGUGGGAGCUAACAAAAAAUGAGGGCACAAAGUGUCUCCCAGCCAACAAGGAAUGCUGACAAAAAUGCCAAAGCUUCCAGUGGCUCCCUUCCUCAGGAGAAGCAGAAACAACUUGCCUUUCAGCAGAUAACCUGCUUGGUAGAUGUGGAACUGCUGAGCUAGUGAGUCCUCCAUAGGGAGGAUGAAGGCUUCUGGAAAUACCCUGAAGGAGCCAGAGCUGAGUUUUUUCUGCUUUGUCCAAUCUGCUUCUGGGGUGGAGCUCACAGGAGAAGAGACUACUGCCUCAAGUCUUCUGCAACUGGAUUCCCAUAUCUUGCCUGCCAGUGUGGGUAGGGAAGGAACCCAGUUUGUUUGCUUUGAGAGGAACAACUCAGGACCCUUACCCACUAGGUCUGUGGUGACAAAGCAGAUGGCAGUCUCUGGUGCUGCAUGGAAGCAGUUCACAGUACUUUCUGCUCUGGGCUGGCCCAACGGGAUCACAACCUUUGCUGAACCUCUUUAUCUGUGCCAGAUGUGGUUCCAGCCUCCCUUCCUGGAUAGGCAGCUCUGUAGGGCAGGGCUCAUUGUCACUGCUAAACCAGCAGUUGGUUAUUCCAGUGGAAGCAUAAAGAAAAGAAAAAAACUAUGCAUUUUUCUUCAGUACUGAAGCCAUGUCACAAGUCAGCUGAAAUACUUUGUAUUAAAACCUUAGUAGCCCAAG